AUGAUAAUUAUUGUGAAAAUAAGAAGGUUACAAGGAAGCGAUGAAGAUAUACAGAUCGAUGAUCAGUGCACAAUAUUAGAACUAAAACAGUUUCUUCAUUGCCGAUUGGGCAUUGAACCCGCACAACAACGGCUGAUUUUUUGUGGACAUGUUCUGGAUGACACUCAGACAAUAUCCGAUUGCAAUAUUAGCGAUAACCAUGUGGUACAUAUGGUUACUAGACCACCACCAUUGCCUGCAGGAAGCGAACCAGAACCAGAUCUGUCUGAAAGUGACAAUGCUCCCAAUCAAGUGCCAGCUGGCCAAUCAAGCUUGGUUUUCGUUACACAUGAAGAACAAGGGUCUAUGUCACCUACUGCAAUACGCUUGAGGAUCCUCAACACAAUUGUCUGUGAAUUAAGAACAAGAUUACUGGAACUAGACUCGGGUUCCGAUAUUGAGGAUAGUCCACAGCCUGUGGCGGAUAACCCUGUGGACGAAUUCGCCCGAUUGAUUGCUGAGGUUCAUAGGCUGGAUAGAAUUUUUGAAUCACAUAGAGAAAAUUACAUAGGCCUCAUUAAUGACUUUCGUGACACCAUUGGGCCCCGCGACGAGAGAAGCAUCCAGGCAAGAAUGCGCUACUCCGAGCAGAUCAAUGGAGUGUUUCAUAAUUUGGCGCACGCGUUUCAUUUGCUAAGUGAUAUUGCUAUGCUGGAAUCACCUCAUGGUACACAGCUGGCUUCAGAAGCGUUCUUACGUCAGGGUCAGACGGCCACCCUCGACACGCAUUCCGGUCGCACUGGGAACAUCGACGGCAAUAUUACCGAGCCGUUUAAUGUGGAAAUUGAUCCCAUUAUGAUCCAGUUACAAAUAGAGACCAGUGAACCUACGAUGGCUCAGAGAAAUGCGGGCAAUCCUCCGCCCGACGUAGAUAUGGAAGAUUUGAACGCGGAUGAAAUGAUGGCCCAGGACGCGUCCUACGCCACCUCACAAGAAUACCUCAGGAGUCUCGAACAGAGGAUGCUAAGCGCUAUGCAACCAGGUUUGAGGAACCCUGCAGCUGCGCUGGACUUCGGAAUGGAGCUGGAUGAUUCGCCAUUAGGCAGUGGUAAUUUGCAGGACUUUCUUGGGCACCCACCAAAUUUGACAGGAAUAGUACAAAACGCGCAAUCACCUAUGAUUGGUAGUGUGCCAUCGGAUUUAAUACAGCAAAUCCUAUCUUCUGUUAUAAGAAACGAAGUAACAGGUGCCAACUGGCAUAAUACCGAUCAGAAUGCGACCGAGCCGGGUCCUAGACCAGAAAAUGUUCAGCCGCCAAGACGGCCAGCUGCAGAUUCACCUGACUCACCAAGGCGCAUCUCGAUUUCAAACAUCGUGUAUGAUCAGGCGACGCCUUGUGAAAGCAGACACACCCGCCGUGCCCUGCAUUUGAGAAGUGGGAUCAAUCCAGCCGAAUUCCCUAUGCAGCAUAAUGAUGCGGCGUCUACCCGGACCUUUUUCACGGUUCAGUCUCUGUAUGACAGGUUUGACAGGAACCCAAGGUCGCCAGAUAAUUUGGUGACAGCAUACUUCUUGCUUUUGAGAGAAGCCGUGGUACCGAGCUCUUUCCGCUACCUCAGCACCCAAGAGGUGCUACAAGUUGGGGAUGUAGUGGUCACCUACUUCAGAGGCCUGUUGCAAAGCGUUCCCUACGAGGAAUCCGUUGAUAGAGUGACUGACAUUAUAAUGUUCAAACAUACCCAAUUUUUUAGACGCAUUCCCCUCAUGGUCUUUGUGUCACCGAGUAUCAAUAUGACCGCGUCUAUACGUGGGGUGUUGUGCCAUCACAUGCCAGCCAUUUUCAAUUUGAUCACCAUAAGGGACCCGAACGAGUUUUGCAGAAGCAUGAGGACUUUGGUGCCACUGUUUUAUCAGGAUUUAUGUAUUGUGCUAUUCUAUUGCGUUGGGGAAUGCAGCGUGGCUUUAGAAACGGUGUUCCGUGCUUAUUUGAUUGAUUGCAUGCGCACUAUGGAUGACACCAACAGAGACUUGCUGUUGAAUAUUGCAUUUUAUUGUAUGUCUGCGGGAGUGUACCGCGCGAGUAUGUCUCCGGACGAGCCCCCGAUUUUCAUCGUUCCCCGCGAACCGCGUGAACGUGAACGUGACGCUACUUGGCAUGGGUCUCCACAACCGUCCACGUCACGGGCGACCGAAAGCAACGUGAACCUCACCCGUGACAUGUAUUCUGGAAAUUUGCCAAGAGCCCGCCCAAUGUGGACCUCCAGGGUACAAAAUAUGAGAAUAAGGUCAGCUGCUCCGCUGGAUGCAAAUAGGCCAACCUGGAAUUCCAGGUCCGAGAUGCCCCAACCGGAAACGGAUUCCGCUAAGCCUCCGGAUACCGCAGCAUCAGUUUCCAAGACGACGUCAGCCUCUGCACCUUUGGAACCAGCUUCCACAUCUGCCCAAGCUUCAGAUCCUUCCGGACCAGCUUCAGCUCCCUCAGCAUCGGUUUCCACUAGUGCACCAAGAUCAGCUCCUUCACGACCUGAUUCCUUGUCGGCACCAGCUACAGCUCCUUCGGCACCAGCUACAGCUCCUUCAGGUCCAGAUUCCACGUCUGCAGCAGACUCAGCUUCUUCAGCACCAGCUUCUACGUCAGCGUCAGCGCCAGAACCAACUGCAGGACCUUCAGGACUACAUUCCACGUAUGUGCCAGCUUCAGCUCCCUCAGCAUCAGCUUCCACGUCAGCGUCAGUAGCCAGGUCUGCAUUAUCUUCAAACUCUUCAGCACUCGUAUCCAGGUCUGAAUCCACUUCAGCUUUCCGAGGGCCUGCUCCGGUGCUACCUAUGUCGUUAGUGCAAUUUGUGUCUCGCAACAUGCCCGACGAUACGGUAUCCUAUUCUUUAGUGAACGAAUCCAAUGUUGACUGGUGGAGUGUAGGGGAAGAUCGGAUGUUAGCUACGGAUGAUACGCGUGACUCUGGCCGUGAUUCGCCCUUGAGUGACGCCUACCAUGUCGGACAUUCUCAGCGGAACCAGGAACCAAGUCUACCUUCUGAUAUCAACUCGUUCGCAGAGUUUGUUUCCCUGGAUCUCGGCGAGAGGGUAGAGGUCGAUGACCGUCUGCUCAAUAUGUUCCUGACGUUUCUCUGCACCAGAAUCGAGGAACGCACUGAGCAGUCACCAGACUAUGAUGGAGAUCGAUUCCUCGCUGUCAGGCUUCUCACUGAUACCACUAUUACGCCACAAGACAGAGAGAGGUAUCGAGAGGAAUUGCGCAAUCGCUACUACUCGGUGCAAUCACAGGAUGGACAAGAAAAGAGAUAG
Messenger RNA from Pieris macdunnoughi, 3285 nucleotides. The record is from the annotation of a GenBank genome assembly. NCBI's taxonomy places the organism in Eukaryota, Metazoa, Arthropoda, Insecta, Lepidoptera, Pieridae.